UCUUGCCUUUCUUUGCCUGAGUUUUCAGUCACUUAAAAUUGUCUGUGAGGAUGCAGUUAGCAUGCCAGGAAUAUACAGUAAAGAGCAAGGUGGAUCUUCUUCACGGAGGUUACUGUGUGAGACGAAAGACAGUUCACUAUUCAUCACUGGAAAUACUGUACGUGCUACUGAAAAACAAGGAUUUUAUUGAGGAUCUAUCUUGGGAUCCCAUGGCUUUCUUUACUGGGCUCUGGGGCCCCUUCACCUGUGUAAGCAGAGCGCUGAGCCAUCGCUGUUUCAGCACCACUGGGAGUCUGAGUGCGAUUCAGAAGAUGACGCGGGUACGAGUGGUGGACAACAGUGCCCUGGGGAACAGCCCAUACCAUCGGGCUCCUCGCUGCAUCCAUGUCUAUAAGAAGAAUGGAGUGGGCAAGGUGGGCGACCAGAUACUACUGGCCAUCAAGGGACAGAAGAAAAAGGCGCUCAUUGUGGGGCACUGCAUGCCUGGCCCCCGAAUGACCCCCAGAUUCGACUCCAACAACGUGGUCCUCAUUGAGGACAAUGGGAACCCUGUGGGGACUCGAAUUAAGACACCCAUCCCCACCAGCCUGCGCAAGCGGGAAGGCGAGUAUUCCAAGGUGCUGGCCAUUGCUCAGAACUUUGUGUGAGUUGAGCCCAGGCCUCUGGUUGCAGGACUCGUGAAUGGAGCAGUUCUGAGAACCACACUUUUGCUAAGGGAGCUUGGGAGCCACAUGGCUGCUCCCUUCACACUGGGUAACAGUGUAGUAUCCUGUGAGAGAAUAAAUGUAUUCAUUUA
This is a messenger RNA of Pan troglodytes (chimpanzee), 796 nucleotides long. RefSeq names its product mitochondrial ribosomal protein L14 (gene MRPL14). Bases 51 to 647 code for a protein of 198 amino acids. Lineage: Eukaryota; Metazoa; Chordata; Mammalia; Primates; Hominidae. Gene Ontology annotation, molecular function: structural constituent of ribosome. The transcript is spliced from 3 exons. Gene Ontology annotation, biological process: translation. Gene Ontology annotation, cellular component: ribosome; mitochondrion. The record is from RefSeq and is a predicted model, not a curated record.